Molecule: messenger RNA, 2724 nt
Organism: Closterium sp. NIES-65
Lineage: Eukaryota; Viridiplantae; Streptophyta; Zygnematophyceae; Desmidiales; Closteriaceae
Source: the annotation of a GenBank genome assembly
AUGCGUGCUUAUCUAGUUAGAAAAGCCAAGGCAGUGGGCUUAUUUCCUUUCCAAGCCAAGGCAGUGGGCUUAUUUCCUUUCCAAGCCAAGGCAGUGGGCUUAUUUCCUGUCCAAGCCAAGGCAGUGGGCUUAUUUCCUUUCCAAGCCAAGGCAGUGGGCUCAUUUCCUUUCCAAGCCAAGGCAGUGGGCUUAUUUCCUUUCAAAGCCAAGGCAGUGGGCGUAUUUCAUUUCCAAGCUUGUCUCCGUUCCAAGCAAGGGAGGGAAGAGUAUUUUCAAUUAUUGAAUAAAUCGGAGCGAAAGCCAGCCAGGCAGCCGGUGCGGCAGCAGCGUGAGGGGGACAGCCAGCCCCCGCCGCUCUUCACUGCUGUGGCUGCCGCUGCUGCGUCAGGCGAAUCCUUUGUCCUCGACGUCCCUCUCAGACGGACAACUGCUGCUGCUGCUGCUACAAAUGCUGCUACAGAAGCUGCUACAGCUGGUUACACACCUGCUGCUGCUGCUACAACCGGAGCAGCCAGACUGCAAGCCCAGGGGAGGAGGAGGAGGCAGCGAACGGUGAUCAUCGGGCCAGUCUCCCUGCAACGGGCCGCUGUAACCGCAGGGUACCAGCUGUCUCAGAAGCGCCCGAAAGGCCCCUGCAGCAUGUGGUUCAAGAGAGUCUUCAUAGUCAGAGUCAAGUCUGCUGCUGAUUUCGCCGCCAGGGCCUCUCUCCCGUGCACCGCCACCGUUAUUCUGCAUUUACAGAAAGAUUUGAUGCUGCCUAAAGGGGUUAUUUUCGGGCGGCAGCAGUCGUGCACGAUACUCAUGUCAGCGAAAUGGCCUGGUUACACGGUGACGGGUGGUAACCAUAUGUAUCCGGUGCUGCGCGUGUGGAACACUAGUAACUUCAUGUCGCUGAACGUGAACUAUCGCCUGCCGGUGACGGAGAGCAGCCCCGAGUGCACCAUCGUGCCAGAGCUGGGCAAAGGCGUGACCUGCCCCGCCAUCUCCAUCCAUCGGUCCUUCGGCGUGCAGAUUGGCAAGAGAACACCACUAACUGGGCAAGGAGUGGCAGAGCUGGGCAAGGGAGUGGCAGAGCUGGGCAAGGGAGUGGCAGAGCUGGGCAAGGGAGUGGCAGAGCUGGGCAAGGGAGUGGCAGAGCUGGGCAAGGGAGUGGCAGAGCUGGGCAAGGGAGUGGCAGAGCUGGGCAAGGGAGUGGCAGAGCUGGGCAAGGAGUGGCAGAGCUGGGCAAGGGAGUGGCAAAGCUGGGCAAGGGAGUGGCAGAGCUGGGCAAGGAGUGGCAGAGCUGGGCAAGGGAGUGGCAGAGCUGGGCAAGGAGUGGCAGAGCUGGGCAAGGGAGUGGCAGAGCUGAUCAAGGGAGUGGCAGAGCUGGGCAAGGAGUGGCAGAGCCGGGCAAGGAGUGGCGGAGCUGGGCAAGGAGUGGCAGAGCUGGGCAAGGGAGUGGCAGAGCUGGGCAAGGAGUGGCAGAGCUGGGCAAGGGAGUGGCAGAGCUGGGCAAGGGAGUGGCAGAGCUGGGCAAGGGAGUGGCAGAGCUGGGCAAGGGAGUGGCAGAGCUGGGCAAGGAGUGGCAGAGCUGGGCAAGGAAUGGCAGAGCUGGGCAAGGGAGUGGCAGAGCUGGGCAAGGAAGCUGGGCAAGGAGUGGCAGAGCUUGGCAAGGGAGUGGCAGAGCUGGACAGGGACUGGCAGAGCUGGGCAAGGAGUGGCAGAGCCAGGCAAGGAGUGGCAGAGCCAGGCAAGGAGUGGCGUGCCCCGCGACGCACUCCUCAUCUGUCCACGUGCCUCCACUCUCAUCCCCAUUCCCUCUCCUUCCCUUCCCCUCACAGCACCGUCUUUGGCCCAGUGGGCGUGCAAUGGAGCAUGGCCAUGCCGCGUGCGGCUAGACUCACUAACGCUCACUGGAGUGGUUUCUCUCUCUUUUUCUCAUCCCACACAUCGUCUCAAGCUCCCGCGUGCCUCCAAGCUACCCCCUAUCCCGUCUUCCUCUCUCCCCCCCAGGGCAACAUCUUUGGGCGAGUGGACGUGCUACACAGCAUGGACGUGCGCCUGGACUCACUCUCGGUCACCGGAGUGGCUUCCUUUAUCAAGUCGCCUGGGGUGAUCCGAGUGGCCCUGUGUGGGUACGAGCCGGGACUUCUCAAAUCCAACGUUGUCAUCUCCAACAAUGAGAGGAGCAGUGGGCACAGUAAUAACAAACAACAACAUCCAUGGCUACAUCUUCUCAUCACCAUGCUCUUUCCCGCUCUUUCCCUUAAUCCACUCCCCCCUCUUUCCUUGCUUGAAGGGGUGAACACCCCCGUUGUGCUGCACAGGGGAGCAGAGGGCAUAGCAGUCACCAGCAUCUACAUCCAUGACCAUUGGGUGAACACUCCGAUCCUCUUGCACUGGAGAGCAGUUGGUGUAACCGUCAGGAACAACUACGUGCGCGACUUCAUAUUCGCAGGGAUCAAGUGCGGUGCCGACGUGCAUUACAGCUUUGCGUGCAUGCUCUCUCGCAUCAACUCCAACCUUGUGGUUUCCUCUGGGAGGAACCUGAACGGGGAUCACGACUCGGCUGGGAUCUACUUCUACACGCACUGGUUCAGUCCCGGGAACUCGGCGCUGUGCAACUACGUGUUCAACGGCGACCACUGCUACUAUCUGGACCAUUGCACGUCAGGCGUGCUUGUCAGGGGAGGCGCGUGCGUGAAUACGUAUGACGGCAUGAAAGUGAAUAACGGCAAGCGGUGA